Culex quinquefasciatus (southern house mosquito) is the source of this 2480-nucleotide messenger RNA. Its product is annotated as facilitated trehalose transporter Tret1. Gene Ontology annotation, cellular component: membrane. Gene Ontology annotation, molecular function: transmembrane transporter activity. Bases 701 to 2401 code for a protein of 566 amino acids. The transcript has 6 exons. Gene Ontology annotation, biological process: transmembrane transport. Lineage: Eukaryota; Metazoa; Arthropoda; Insecta; Diptera; Culicidae. The record is from RefSeq and is a predicted model, not a curated record.
GCGACUCCAGUCUGGCUUCAACUGCGAUCGCGUCAAUACGAGCUUUUUUUUUCGUUUCCAGUUCGGUUGCCCCACGACUAAGCUCCGGUGGUUAGCAUAAUAACGAAACACAGCUCGCGCAUAAUCGUGCCUUGCGGCGGACGGGACCUUAAAACGGCUACCAGCGGUGAACCUUCGGGACAGUGCACGGCCGGAUGCUGGAAGGAAAGCAACUGUGUCUUGCGAGAGCUGCUUGUGAUUUGUGAGAUAUUUGAAACCCGGUGAAGAAGAUCCAUUUACUCGUGGGGAGAAGUGGUGUGAUUUGUGAAAAUAGAAAUAUUUAUUCAAACCAAAAGGUACCUCGACAAGUUAAGCAGAUUGCGUAAUAGUGCAUUGACUGCAAGUGGCCAGAGGUGCCGAGAGGCAGUAAAAACGGUCAGUUUUGUGUUGAGAAAGAGGUGUUCAGGUGGCAGAUUUGAUUGCAUCACGUGUGUAAGUGUGUGGCUUGCAAAUUUGGUACGAUUUGAAGUUGGAGUGAUCAGUUGGUGAAAUUAGUUGCAGUUCGUGUAAUUCAAAACCUUCAGUUGACUAUUGUGAAAGAUAACGCUACCAACUCUGGAGGACAAGAUGCUGCGAUUUGCCUAAACCAGCAACGACCGCAAUCUUGCGUCCCAGUGCCAAGUUCCGAUCCUAGCGCGAGCUCAGUCGGUGCAGAACCAUCAUGGGGAAGUCAGUUUACACAAUCAACGCGGACAGCCCCAGUGUGAACGGGACGGCGCCGGCAGAGGUCACCAAGAAUGGCAAAGCGGACCACGACAGCGACGGCGAGUACCGGGAAGCUGGCAAAUUCCGCACCAUCCUGCCGCAGAUUCUGGCCAGCACGGCCAAAAACUUUCUCCUGCUCGAUCUGGGAAUGGCGGUGGCCUUCCCGACCAUCGUCAUUCCGGCACUGCGAGGCCUGAAGAACCGGGCCCCGGACGAGUUUCUGCACUUUACCCCGGCGCAGGCGUCGUGGUUUGGUAGUGUGGCGUACAUUUGUCAGCCGAUUGGGAGCGUCCUGUCCGGUAUUAUAUUGGAGCCGCUAGGGCGGAAGCGGUCCAUGAUCCUCGUGAACAUUCCACACAUCAUCGGUUGGUUGAUGUUGCACUUUGCCGGUUCGCUGGAGGAGAUGUACAUUGCGGCGAUACUGCUCGGGCUGGGUGUUGGAUUUAUGGAGGCGCCCAUUGUGACGUAUGUGGGGGAAAUUUGCCAACCGUCGAUCCGCGGCAUCCUCACGUCCUGCGCCGGCGUCGCCGUCAUGCUGGGCUUCUUUAUGGUUUACCUGCUCGGGACGGUCACCACGUGGCGCAUAACGGCCGCCAUCUGCGUAUCGAUCCCGCUGGCCACCAUGAUUGCGAUCUGCUUCGUUCCGGAAACGCCCAUGUGGUUGCUGUCGAAGGACCGCAAGGAGGACGCCCGCAAAUCGCUGCAGUGGCUCCGCGGGUGGGUUUCGCCCAAGGCCGUCGAGAAGGAGUUCCAGGAGAUGCAACGGUACAGUGCGAACGCGGCCAAGUGUACGCCCUGCCAGAAGGCGCAAAGCGUCAAGUGUGACCAUCCGCCGCCGACGGAGUGGAUGAAGCUGCAGGAGCUGAUGCGGAAGCGGAACCUGAGGCCGUUCGUGCUGGUGAUGUUGCUGUUUUUGUUCGGGCAGCUGAGUGGAUUGACCGGGAUGCGGCCGUACUUGGUGCAGAUCUUCCAGGCGUACGGAGUUCCGUUGGAUGCGAACUGGGCAACGGUUUCGACGGGGCUGUUGGGACUGAUGGCGAAUAUCGUCUGCAUGAUGAGUAUUAAGUUUGUUGGAAAACGGAGGUUGGCAUUGUUCUCGCUGUGCUUUACGUCGCUAUCUUGCAUUUCGCUGGCGAUCUAUGCUUUUAACGUGUUUCCUCCCGGAUGGACUUCGUUUGAUGUUCAUGAGAAGGUUAAUACCGCUGAUGGUUUGAACUACAUUCCGAUGCUGUUGUUCUUCUUGCUGGCGUUUUCUACCAGUGUCGGAGUGCUUCCGGUGCCCUGGAUAUUGCUGAGUGAAGUGUUUCCUUUCAAGAGUCGCAGCAUGGCCUGUGGAAUUACGGCCGCCCUCAACUACGCCAUGACGUUCGUCACGACGAAAACUUACUUCAACCUCGAGAGCUCUCUAUCUCUGCCGGGUGUGAUACUGUUUUACGGUAUUUGCGGCUGCAUAGGAGUGCUGUUCGUGUACUUCUUUCUGCCGGAAACCGAGAAGCGCACCCUGGAGGACAUUGAAAUUUACUUCUCCGAUAACAAGCGCAAGCUGACGGACAUCCACAUCCGGCAGUACCACCGGAAGGCGCAAAAGAUGGCGGUCAUCAACGGCAAGGAAAAACAGGGAAUUGAAAAUUCCGCAUACUCUGAGUGUGAAAAAUGAUCCUCCUUAAAUUUUAAUUUAUUUUAAACGAUUCUAGUUCUAGUUGCCAUAUCCAAUAAAGUGACACAGAUUUCAAAAA